Penicilliopsis zonata CBS 506.65 is the source of this 1249-nucleotide messenger RNA. RefSeq lists its product as hypothetical. The coding region runs from base 237 to 833 and encodes 198 amino acids. The transcript is spliced from 3 exons. NCBI's taxonomy places the organism in Eukaryota, Fungi, Ascomycota, Eurotiomycetes, Eurotiales, Aspergillaceae. The record is from RefSeq and is a predicted model, not a curated record.
GAACGUGGCCUCGCAUACUUCGGAGUGUGACUACGGACUCCGGGCUCCGUAGGACAAUACCGAGCACUGUUUCUCCGGCAGAUUUUCCUUCAAUGGCCACGGAGAAUUACGAUUUCAGCACCCACGAUACUACCGUCGAGUAUGGGCGCUAAAUAAAUGGACUAUCAUGGGGUGAUGCUCCGAAUAUCUUGCCUGACAGAUCGUGGCCCCGGCCGGGUCUACUACAUACUAAGUACAUGGUAGUUACCCUCAAACCGACCAACUCGCAACGCUGGCUGCGAUGUGAUCUUCAGCAGCGUUUUGGGGGCAGAACGAAAAUCGUUGCCAGCCUGAAGGCAAAUCACGGGCCUCGGCGGGAAACACGCCGCGCGUCGCGCUCGCGACAAGAGCAUUUUCUUGGCUCUGUGCAUCCCCAACAUUCUCUGGCGAGUCGCUGCCAAGCCACAAAGGAAAAUAAAAGAAGAGAGGAGAGAACACAAGAGCAGGAAAGACAGGAAAGGGAAGGGAAAGGGAACGUAACGGGCGGAAGGCGCUCUAGAUCAUCAUCCACAAGCGGGCAAAUAGCUCACCGAACUAUUGAGUUGACUGAGCCACUAAGAAGCAGAUCGUGCGCGCCUCCCGCACUAACUUGCAUGAACUACUCGUCGCUCGCCGUCCUCUCACAGUUCAGUGACGAGGUCGGAGGUCCUCGACUCGCCGCCCCCCUUGCUGAAGCCUCUCUGAUGGCCGCGUGCGGUAUGUUCCACGACGAUGGGUCUGGGACACAGGAUUUCCUUGGGCGUCACGUUUUUGUUGAAAAAAAAAAAGAAAAGAAAAGGAAAUCCCCUCUGUGACCAUAACGCCGCUGUACCAGGACGGUGGCCGGUGAAGCUGCACAGAGUGAUACCGAAAAUCUCCCUCGAAAGCUUCAUGUGAAGGCCACCGGCGGCGUGCGACCACGCUGAGCGCCCUGCUCUGGUUGAGUGUGUAUCCCUCGGGGGGGGCAAACCGACUGGAUGGCGGCAUUCCAAAUAGUACGUGAGGAUUUACAAGCAUUGGUCCAAUAGUGAUCCGAGCGUCACCUCUAGCUAGAGGAUGACAUCUGGCCACUUCAUGGGGGUUCCCAGCUUCCCAACCGGUGCAGCAGUGGGCGAUUGAUGACUCCGUAGAUGGACGUCAUGCCGAUGUUAGCGAAUACGGUGGCCCAAAUACUACCAUCAUUUUUGGUUUUUUUCUUUUGGUUUUUUCUUUCUUUUUUUUUUUUUUCUUU